AUGAAAUUCAUUCCUGUUUCAUUUGCAACUGCUUUAGCAAGAAGUGUUUUUCCGCAUCCAGGUGGUCCACAGAGAAGAAUUCCUUGUGGUCGGCUGUCGAUUCCCAGUGCAGCAAAAUCUUCAGCUCGUUUGAUUGGAUACAGAAUACUCCAUUCCAAUUGUUUUCUUACUUCAACCAAUGCUCCGAUAUCAUCCCACGAAACAUCUGGAACUGUUGCAAAACCUUCUCGCUUGGCUGCUGGUUGGAUUGCAGAUAAAGCACGUUCAAAAUCUUCAAAUGAGAUGCGAAGUCCUCCACUCAACGCAGAUAAAGCUGAGGGAUCAUCUUCACCUUGUAACCACGCAAGAACUCUAUCAAGUUCUUCUUUAAUUUGUUCGACGGCAUCCGCACUACCAGGAGCCGGCCCUGAUGAUAACGGUGGAUUACUCAUUGGGUUGCUCAAUGGAUUACUUAAAGGUCCUCCACUCGGCGUACUUGGAUUUAUAUUGUUAUUCACACUAUGCGCUGAUCCAGGGGCUGAUCCCGAUCCUCCGCCUCCAUUCAUUGACACAGAUGCUACUGCUGCGGAAGCUGGUGCGCCAACACUUCCACUCGCAGCUCCUGUCGGUGUUAAUGCUUCUGUUUUCAUUUCUUCUCCGUUACUCGUUAUUUCUUGUUUGGGCUGUAUUGUUUGUGUUUGUCCCAUAGAAGUAGGCGUUCCUACCGAUCCCACAGAAGUUGAGGCUACAGGUGGCACACUUCCUGGUCCGGUUCCAGAUACAGAUCCUCCCAUUCCUGGUGUCCCUGGUCCCGGUGCUCCUCCAGCUGGUCCAGCUGACAUAGGCUGUUCAGACAUUCCAAACGGCAUAGCGGAACUGCUUGUUGGUGGCAUCGGAGCCAUUCCCAUAAAAGCUCCAGGCAUAUUCGGAUCUGUCCCGGGAGGUGGUCCCAUGCUUGAAAAUCGAUUAUCGCAGCUUGUACUCAAUUCAAGAGAAAACUUACCACCCAUAGGAGCUCCAGGAACUCCAGAUCUUGCCAUACCUCCAGGAAACGGUCCUCCGGGCGGUGCCAUACGCAUUCCUGGAUUAGGCAUCCUUUGUAAUCCUGGAUUGAACAUCGGAGGGAAGGCACCAGGCAUUCCUGUUGGAGGCAUCCUUCCGGGUGGAAACCGUCCUCCGAAUGCUCCAGGAUGA
Messenger RNA from Caenorhabditis remanei, 1173 nucleotides. RefSeq lists its product as uncharacterized. The record is from RefSeq and is a predicted model, not a curated record. The coding region runs from base 1 to 1173 and encodes 390 amino acids. Lineage: Eukaryota; Metazoa; Nematoda; Chromadorea; Rhabditida; Rhabditidae. The transcript is spliced from 3 exons.